This is a messenger RNA of Closterium sp. Yama58-4, 1613 nucleotides long. NCBI's taxonomy places the organism in Eukaryota, Viridiplantae, Streptophyta, Zygnematophyceae, Desmidiales, Closteriaceae. The record is from the annotation of a GenBank genome assembly.
GAGACGGCAUUCCCUACGCGGCGCAGCGCACCAUCCUCAAGCCCUUCACCCAGGCGGACCCCAGCACGACACGCACGCACGGCGGCACGGGAAUCGGUCUCUCCAUCAGCCGCCACCUCGUGGACCUCAUGGGCGGCCGCCUCUCCUUCUCCUCGCGCCCUGGCCUCGGCAGCACCUUCUAUUUUGACCUCCUGCUGCCCUGCGACCAGCCUCAGCCCGAGCCUGUGCCGCAUCUGCAACCGGACCUGGUUUCCGCUUUGGGAAGGUCCGUCCUUUCUUCUUUUGGUUUGGAAGACAGGGACGGAGUGGCAAGCCAGAGCGAGAUCAGAGCAGCUCUGGUUCGGGCCAGGCUGGGCGCGAUCCUGCUGGACGACCGGCCGGUGAGGCUCGGCGUGCUGGAGAGCCUGCUGAACAGGCUCGGCGUGCCGGUGCUCAACUCUACGUUUGGCACCGACUCUCCUGCUGCUGCUGCUGGCGGCACGGAUGAGAGUUCUGCUGCUGCUGGUGUUGGCAGCGCUGAUACUGCAGCAGCUUUUGGUGGGGAGCAGGGGGAGGCAGGGGGAAAGCGAUUCAGUUUCGAUGUUGUGAGGCGUGCCAUUGCGGACGAAAAGCCGAGGAGAAGCAACAGCGGGGAUGGGACGGGAAGCAGGGGGGUGGCACCGGCUGGCCGACAGAACCCCUGGAGUCAAACCAGUCAACACAGUCAACACAGUCCACUGAGCCCGCGUACUGCAUCACCAGCAGCAAGGGUGAGGGUGGCACCGGCUGGCAGACAAAACCCCUGGAGUCAACUCAGUCAACAGAGUCAACUGAGUCCCCGCACUCCAUCACCAGCAGCGCCAGGAGCAGUGGCAGCGACGGCGGGGGUGGCAACAGCAGCAGCGGCAGCAGCAGCAGCGGCAGCAGCGGCAGCAGCAGCAGCAGGCACUCCCUCCCCCGUGGCGGUGCGCAGGGCGAGCAGCAGCAGUGCGCAGCAGCUGACACAGGCUUUAAGUGGGCGGCGCGUGCUGGUGGUGGACGACAAUAUGGUCAACCGCAAGGUGAUAGGGCGCAUGCUGCAGCGGUAUGGUGUGCGGGUGGAGGAGGUGGAUGGGGGCGCCAAGGCAGUGAAGCGAGUGCAGGACAUGCGCGACGGUGCUGCCUCCCCGCUUGACUGCGUCUUCAUGGACAUUCAGAUGCCGGGAAUGGAUGGCUAUGAAGCAGUCUCCUGCAUUCGCAGCAUGGAGCAGGAAACCCCACUAAACACAGCAGCAGCCCCGUCCUCCUCUUCAACCUCACCUGCAAACCCAUCACCCUCCACAUCAGAAAUACCGAGAAGCCCAUCAGAUACCAAAACCCCACCAGCCACCAGAAACCCGUCAGCAUCAACUUCCCCACGAAGCACACCAGCAGAGGCAGCAGCAGAAGCACCAGUGGCAGGUGCAGCGAGGGCAGGGAAGGGGCGGCUGCUGGUGAUAGCGCUGACUGCGGAUGUGGGUGCAGGUACGAAGGAGCGGUGUGUGAAGGCAGUCAUGGAUGGGUAUAUGACAAAACCCAUUGAGGAGCAGCAGCUGUCGCGCGUGGUGCUCCCGUUCUUUGCUGCCAUGUCGGGUAACUUUGAGUCGACUCAAUAG